Molecule: messenger RNA, 3720 nt
Organism: Betta splendens (Siamese fighting fish)
Lineage: Eukaryota; Metazoa; Chordata; Actinopteri; Anabantiformes; Osphronemidae
Gene: xkr7a
Product: XK related 7a
Exons: 3
Coding region: 120-1811 (563 amino acids)
Biological process (GO): apoptotic process involved in development; phosphatidylserine exposure on apoptotic cell surface; engulfment of apoptotic cell
Cellular component (GO): plasma membrane
Source: RefSeq, a predicted model, not a curated record
CCCUUUCCCCUCCCUCUCCCCCACACGCAUGCAUACGGACCGACAGGCUACGCGACCCCCCUCCUCCCCUCCUCCAUCAUUUUCCCAUCUCUUACUCACUCUCUUUCCCUACAACAAACAUGGCCGCGAAAUCUGAUGGUGCUCCCGUCUCUCUACGGAACGAAAUCCCACCCGAGUGUCCUUCCAGGUCGGACCCGCGGCCUCCGGAGCGUCGUCCCGGCGAGCAGCGCUACUCUCUCCAGGACUGCUGCUGGACGCUCUGCGCCCUUUUGGUUUUCUUCUCAGACGGGGCCUCAGACCUGUGGCUGGCCGCGGACUACUACCUAAGGAGGGACUUCUGGUGGUUUGCACUGACUCUGGUCUUUGUGAUAGUCCCGUCCGUGGUGGUGCAAGUGUUGAGUUUCCGAUGGUUCGCGUACGAUUUCGCGGAAACCGUCGAGAGCGGCACGGCCGCGGCCGCCGUGGUGGCGGCGACGGGAGCGGAGGAGAGCGACUUCAGCACCAAGGACAGCGGCGAGCGGGGCGCUGGCCGCACUGCCGCGGCCGGGGUGCUGCCAGGGCCGGGCACCGGGGGUGGAGCCCGGGGCUGCUGCAGAGCCUUCAUGUGGCUCUUCCAGGGUUUUAUUCACAUAUUUCAGCUGGCACAGGUCUGGAGGUACGUCCACGCCCUGUACCUGGGCGUGCAGAGCCGCUGGCACCGGGACCCCAAGCGCCGCCACUACUACUGGCGCAUGAUGUUCGAGAGCGCCGACAUCAGCAUGCUGCGCCUGCUGGAGUCCUUCCUGAAGAGCGCCCCCCAGCUGGUGCUGCAGCUCAGCAUCAUGAUCCAGGCCAGCCAGGUGCUGCCCCUGCAGGGGCUUUCAGCUUCCGCUUCGCUGAUAUCCCUUGCUUGGAUGAUCUCCUCCUAUCAGAAAGUCCUGAGGGACUCCAGAGAUGAUAAGCUACCCAUGACCUACAAGGCUGUCAUAGUUCAGAUCCUGUGGCACCUGUUCACCAUAGGAGCCCGCACCCUCGCCUUCGCCCUGUUCGCCUCCGUGUUCCAGCUUUACUUCGGCAUCUUCAUCGUGGCCCACUGGUGCAUCAUGACCUUCUGGAUCAUCCAGGGCGAAACGGACUUCUGCAUGUCCAAGUGGGAGGAGAUCAUCUAUAACAUGAUGGUGGGCAUCGUGUACGUUUUCUGCUGGUUCAGCGUGAGAGAGGGCCGCACCCGCUGCCGGAUGCUCAUCUACAGCCUCACUGUGUUUGCUGAGAACGUGGCUCUCACCACCGCCUGGUACGUGUACCGGGGCCCUCGUACCUCGGACUUCUACGCCGUCAUCAUGGUGUGCUUGGUGGCCAGCAGCUACGCUCUGGGAACCUUCUUCAUGUUUGUGUACUACUGUCUGCUGCACCCCGACGGCCCCGUCUCAGGGUGGGGCUAUAUAGUGGAGAAGGAGGUGCCGGUGGAGACGCUGGCCUCCCCGGCCUCCAGCCUCCCCCCUGACCUGGUGAGCAGCCCCCCCAGGACCCUUCAGAGAACUAAAGGGCCCGAGAGGGAGCACGGGCUUGGGGUGGACGGAGACGUGUUCAAGGUCCGACCGUCUCGGGGAGCUCAGGCCCCAGUUCCCCCUCUCACCCCCAGGACAGAGGGGCCCGUCAUCCGAAUAGACUUGCCCAGGAAGAAGUAUCCCGCCUGGGACGCUCACUUCAUCGACCGUCGGCUGCGCAAAACCAUCCUGGUGCUCGAAAGCGCCGCCCCGGUCACGCCAAGGAUUCAGUACCGCUGCCUGGGGACCCCCAAAGAGGUGAUGGAGUACGAGACCACCGUGUGAUGCGCUGCGGCUGCUGUGGCUCCGCUCACGGCCGCGUGGACGUCCCGCCUUAAAUAAAACGGCAGGAGGGUGACUCUCACUCAGCCGUCCGGUGCAGAUUCCUAUACUGUCAGACAGCAGAGCCGAGCAGGCGAAGAAAGAGACGGCGUCUUUGUGAUGUUGUCCUGUGAUAUUUUGGUUUCUGUAUCACUCCUCAGGUCAAGACGAGGUACAGGAGGACGUUCAGACAUAGAGAAGAGCACAGGCAGGCGGAGAAGUGGAGCUGUACAGUGAUCAAUCAGAGGCCCUCGGUCCUCGGUGAAGGUGCUUCAGCCAUCGUUCGAUGUGUUUCGCGACAGAGGAGUCAACAUGUAUGAUUAUUUAUGGCAGCUAGAACUCAAACAUCCCUGAACGAGACGUAGAGGAGUCACAGGAAAAGGCUUUAAUAGGAUAAACACAGUCUACAAUUAAUACAAGGCAAAUACUGAUGGUUUUUGUUUCCAAAGCUUUUCACUCGUGUCGAACGGGUCUCUGGAAAUGCUGCUUCAAAUCAGAAGGGCAGAUGAAAAGCAUUGUUUGAGCUGAAUGUAAAAACAGUUGAGUAUGUGAUUAUUCGUGACGAGGCUUCACGCUGUGGGAUUUACAACAUUCCUGUGGUACUAUGUUUGUUUUUUAAGUACGCUAGAACAAAAAAGAGAUUUGUGUGUAUUUACAAGCAAUCUGUUGUUUUCGGGACAUGUCAUCACUUUGAGUCUAAUAAAACGCGCCAUCCUCCAAAAUGUGUAUGUACUCAACGAUAGCAUUAUGAUUUCCAUUAUAUCUGCAGGAUCGAUUUAUGGGAUGGGACUUUCUGCAGCUGUAUUUUCAUACUGCAUCCACCUCCAACAGCAAAGGCAGCACACAGAUAUUAAUAUCCAUGUAAAUCUAGCUGUACAAUGAAGUCUGCAGUACAGAGGGAGAGCACUGGAUGCUGGAUUCAUUGUCUCUUGUCUGUAUGAAAGAAAAAUGCUGCAGAUUUUGGAUUCCUGAACAAAAAAACGUUGCUAAAACUGAUGGUGCAGGAAAUAAUCAACUGGGUUGACUUUGUUCAGCUGAUAUGCUGAUGAUCCACAUCCACAAGAAUAAGCAAUGAAAAAAAAUCUGUUAAUUAGCCGGUCUGAUAAUCAAUUAAUUGUUUAAAACUGUUUUGGGUAAAUAUUUUGAAAAAAAUGCCAAAUAUGUUGAUUUUCUUUUAAAUCGUCAUGUGUAUUGCAGUUUGAACAGCAAAUCCAAAUAAGUCAAAUGAUUUAUUCAGCAAUUAAGAAUAUUAUUAGCCUCAACCCUAAUUACAAUAAUAAAUUGGUAGCUGUACAAAGAUAGUUACCAUUUGUUGUAUUUUAGUGUAAUUAUUGUCUAAUUACAAAAGUAUUUGCCAUUUAAUUUCUGAAGCUAUAAAAUUAAGAGUAAGCACACUUUGUUUUAUAUAGACUAGUCAGGAGAAACCAUGUGGAUCGGUGUGUGUGCAUGUGGGUGUGUGAGUUCACAUACCAGCAUGUUUAAGUGUAGGAUGGGCAGUCUUGCCAUAGAAUGUCCACACAAUUCAUGUUAAAAUAUCUCAUCCAAGAAAUGACAGCUUUGUUGUAAACACUGUCCUUCUUUGCUCAUUUCUCAUCAGAAAAAAAACAACCAAGUCACAGAGCACCUCCAUCAUUCUGAUGCUGGUGCUGAGCGUUUGAGUCCAUCAUUUACCAACCCCACAGUUUACCAUGAAAUCAGCUUGUUGUGGCAGGAGUUGAACGGGGCUGUACCUCAAACAAACAUACACAAAGCUAGAAUCAAAAAGCCUUAAACUGGUCAUGCCAGAGUGGUGAGAGAACAGACAAUAACUGGAAGGUGGAAAUGAUUUCAUUGUGUUGUUAUUGCUGUAAUAAAGAGCAAUGUGUUGACCUGA